AUGAUAUGUUUGCAGGGCACGACCAUCCGUCCCCUUGUGAACUUUUUGAAAAUCGAGACAAAGGAUGAUCGGCCUCCAACGAUGGCAGAGAUAAUAUACAACAAAUACCUCGACUAUGCGAUGUCUGGUGUGGAAGACAUAGCGGGGCAAAAGGGACACUAUACCUUGCGAGACAACUUCGAGCAAUUCAAUGCGAAAUUCUUGCAACCAAUUCUCGUGAGAAACGAGAAGAGAAGGAAUUUCGACGCCUCAAGCAUCGUCCGUGCCUACCAGAAAAUAACAUUGGAGGAUGCCAUGAACCUCACAAAACUGCAAGAAGCUGCUGAACAAAGGAGAAGAAUUUCCCGAAUGUAA
Molecule: messenger RNA, 354 nt
Organism: Cylicostephanus goldi
Lineage: Eukaryota; Metazoa; Nematoda; Chromadorea; Rhabditida; Strongylidae
Source: the annotation of a GenBank genome assembly